AUGGGUACCACACUUCUGGCACUUUGCUGUGGGGUGGUCUUGGGCUGGGCAAAUGGGAUGCCCCACCAAGUGGAGACCAUGACUGUCUCCAAAAUGCGGAUGGCGGAUUUGGAGAACUCCGCAACGGGGUACACGUACAGCCAACAACAUGGCCAACCAGCAACUUUGGUGCGCUAUGACAAACACGGGAAUGGACACUUCUACGACGCUCCAGCUCCUGUUCACAUAGUUGCAGAUCAUGAAAAGAUCGAUGCCUUCCAACCAGUGGUAACCUUUGGGACCCCGGAGAGCAGAAUCGCAACGUAUGACCAAAAUCAAGGGCUGUUCAUCAAGGAUGGUCUUCAGGCAGUGCCCUUAUCAACGCCAUACGUGGGAGCUUAUGUCCCGGUGAUAGCUAAGGCCAAUCCUGUGGAACAUCGAUACAUCCCCGAUGUUCAUGACGGCAAAGGGGAGGUACAUGGACAAAUUGACGUCGUGGAAGACGACGAUGACCAUGACGAGGACAGCGAUGAAGACGACGACGACAGCGAAGAAGGGGAUGACUUUGAUGUUCAUGGAGGUGAUCUUGGCCCGAAUGGGGUCUUUGUGCCUGGAGGGGUUAUCACUGAUGUUGGGGCUCAUCACGGAACGUCAUCAUCGGGACAUGGCAAGCAGUAUAACGUUGAAGAACAUGCCGAGCAUGGCGAACGUGGGGACAAGGGGUUCAAAGAUGUUAGGAACUUCGACAAAGGGGAGAAAGAGAAGCACGACAGUGAACAUCAAGCUGGUCACUACGACAGUAACAGUGGUCAUGGAGGGUCCCAUAGCGAGGCGGAUGGUCAGUAUGGUCAUCAUGAAGAAUCCGUGAAAGGGGAAAAAGGCGACAGCCACGGUAACUCGGCUUAUCACAAGAAAGGCCACAAGACCACAGGUUAUCACAACGUGUACCAUAAGGACGAGUACAAGAAGAACACUGACUUCUACGACGAGGACCACAAAAGUGGUCAUCAUGACAAGCACGCCUCCUUUGAUGAACAUCAUGCAGCGGAAGAGGGUGGACACAAAGAGGGUGGUCAUCAGGAUUCAGGAUAUGAAAACCAGGUCCGGGGGGAUAAAGGAAACUACGAUAAGGGCCAUCAGCACAGCCAAACUCAGGGCCAUAAAGGGAAAGAAGGCGAAGAGAUUUAUCAUGAUAAUCAUGCGGAUUAUGUGACCAAUGGCGGCUUAAGCAAAGCUAACGAGCACGGAUACCUUCGGAGCCAUCGUUAG
This is a messenger RNA of Orussus abietinus, 1248 nucleotides long. Its product is annotated as sarcoplasmic reticulum histidine-rich calcium-binding protein-like. The record is from RefSeq and is a predicted model, not a curated record. Lineage: Eukaryota; Metazoa; Arthropoda; Insecta; Hymenoptera; Orussidae. Bases 1 to 1248 code for a protein of 415 amino acids. The transcript is spliced from 2 exons.